AUGGCUUCACAUCAAGAACAAAGUGACUUGGAUAGGAUAAGAGCCGAACUUGAGCAUGUCAAGCUAGAAAAUGCUAGACUAGAACUUGAAAACGAGGUCAGCUGUGAUCGCCCACUUGAAACUGCCGCUCCAGACCAUAGUUCGAUGAGAAGACAGGUCCCCACCGUGGUUGGCUGUAACGUACAGACCCAGACAGACGAACCUAGGGUAAACAAAUGCGAUGUGUGCGAUAUCACAUUCGGCAACCAGGCCAUGAUGUUCGUACACAAGGGUUGCCAUUGUGUCGACACUCCUAUGAAAUGUAAUGUCUGCGGUGAAACAUGCCAUGACUCGAUGGGUUUCUAUAUCCACAUAACCAUGGAGCAUAUUGCCAAAUGA
This is a messenger RNA of Dreissena polymorpha, 378 nucleotides long. RefSeq names its product zinc finger protein ehn-3-like. The transcript has a single exon. Lineage: Eukaryota; Metazoa; Mollusca; Bivalvia; Myida; Dreissenidae. Bases 1 to 378 code for a protein of 125 amino acids. The record is from RefSeq and is a predicted model, not a curated record.